Haemonchus placei is the source of this 265-nucleotide messenger RNA. NCBI's taxonomy places the organism in Eukaryota, Metazoa, Nematoda, Chromadorea, Rhabditida, Trichostrongylidae. The record is from the annotation of a GenBank genome assembly.
AAAUAUCCUGUCAAGGAAUAUCUAGUAAAUGACAUCAUCGGAGGACUUACUACUGGUAUCAUGCAUGUGCCUCAAGGUAUUGCCUAUUCUGCUCUGGCCGGGGUCGAUCCUGUCUACGGUCUCUACGCGUCGUGUUUUCCUGCAUUUUUCUACAUGUUCUUUGGUACUUCACGACACGUGUCAAUUGGUGAGUGAGCUUACUGAUAGCUUCUUUCAGGCUCAGCGGAAACUGCCACAUUUGAGUCACUCUUUUCAAAAAUUGUAA